AGCGCAUCCCCGCCCGCUCGGGCCUCGGACGGCGGAAGCGCGGGGGCUGAGAGCGGCGCAGCGGCGGGGCGUGCGCCCCGGGGCGGGUGCGCGGCGGCCGGCCGGGAGCCUCGGGAUGCGGGAGGAGAAGGAAGUUCCUUUGCAGCCUGUUCAGGAAAAGGAUGAGAGUGGCGUGGCACAGGAUGCUUUCUAUCUUCAGUCACUUAUUACUAAUGCAUUCCAUGAUGAAGGAUUUCAGAAAAUAAAAGAAUAUUUUCCACAGAGAGAACGCCACGUUCCUCAAAAAUAUAAUAAUCUUUUGUUACACCAUCUUGACAGAUCAAUAAAUAAGGCACUGGAUAAAAAUGAAUUUCAGUGUGUUUCACUGUUGCUGAGAUGUGUUCAGCGAUUCUUCAUUGAUGGCCUCAGAGAAGAUGAGCCUUUGCUAAUUCAGCAGGGACUGAUCCCAAAGAUGGUUUCCUGGUGUGAAAGAACAACAGGAUUUCUGACCAUGACAGACCUAGCCUCGGACACAUCUCUGAUUAAUGUGACAGAAGACUUUUUUGACACAGCCAUGAUUAUUUCCAGAAGUAGUAGGAAAGGGAAAAGUCAGCUGUUGGGUUCCUUCAUAUUUACCUUAGGAUUUCUGGUGACAGAAGAGAGUGUAAAUCGUUUGAUCCAGCGGGAGGCACUGAGGAACUUGAACUGCAUUCUGCAAGCUGUACCUCGGGAAGAGAGAAAACAACUCGUCUUGUCGGAAGGCUCGUGUCGUCUUAUGAAAGACCUUGCAAGGACAAUCUUGACUGUGGGUGAUUAUGACCAGCAGGUGGCUCUUUGUGAAGCAUUGUGUAGACUGACCAUGAGAAAAUCAAGGGAAAACUUUGUCCAUCAGUGGUUUGAAGAUGAUACCAUUGCUGAGGCUUUCAAAGAAAUUAAGGAUCGAGAAUUUGAGACGGAUUGUAGACGGUUUCUCAAUCACCUAAAUGACAGACUUGGUGACCAAAGAAGGGUCUGUUCAUUUCCAUGCAUUGCUGCUUUUGCUGAUGAGCAUGAGAUGAGAAAACCUGCAGAUGAAAAAUUAGAGAAAUUUUGGAUUGAUUUCAACCUAGGAACUCAGAGUGUAACUUUUUAUAUAAACAACCCUGAGAGCGCUUUAUGGGACUCAGUAAGACUUUUGAAGGAAGCAAUGAUUAAUUUCAGCAUAAUAGAAACUGAGAUGAAGAUGCUCAAAAUUUACCUGAAGAAGCCUAUUAAUAUCAGAAACAAAGAAGUGAUGAAAAUAGAAAUUCAUUUUGAAUUGCAAUUCAACAUAGCCCAAGCUUCCAUUAAAGCUUUAGGAGAUGAGAAACAGGUGAGGCCUGACCAGACGAAAAUCUCCUCAGACCUUUUUGGUGAAUUUGAGAAAGAAGACACUGAGAUUCCUAGCAGCCACGAAAGAGAGACAGACCAAGCAAAGGAAUCUACCGAGCUGGCAGAGUUAACCAGUGCUGAAGAUAACCAUUGCCUAACAACUCUCCCCUUAGAUAACCAGUCUGAGCCUGCUGUGAGUACAGGGAACUGGGGACAAGAUUCUGAACUGUAUCCACUGGGAUGCUGGCAGGUUCCUGACUGGAGCCUUGAGCCAAAAGUUAAUUAUAGGAAACACCUCUUCUCGGAGAGUAAUGAAGAUUCAAAUACUAGUGCCAGUGAACUGUCUUGGACCAGUAACCAAAAAAGGAAAUCCCUAAAGUCAUAUCCUAGUAGAAAAAAGAUAAAAACCAGAAGUAACAUAAGAACCUUGCCACUUUUCCCUCUCAGCGGUGGCAGUGACCUUGAGAAAGACCAAGCUAAAACUCUAACACCAUUACAGAAAGAUACCUCCGGGCAAAAUAAUGUCACACCUCCAAAAAUUUCUGGAAUGGAAUUUCAGAGUAGUUCAGCCUUUUUAACUCCUGAAGAUUCUGCCCAGAAGAUAGAACUUCAAAGUCCCCACCCACUGAGCGAUCUCUCUUCCUUGGAGCCCUCAGAUGUUGAAGAAAAUGUAUCUGAGACUGUGACCCAAGAGUCAUUGAUGAAAAGUACUAGCUUCAAGCAUAAACUGCAAAACUUGGAAGACAGAGACAGAGCAGAUGGUCAUUUCGCUAAGUGGAAACAGUCGCGAUUGGAAGAAGGCGAUGCUCCAGGAUGCCUUUCCUCAGUGGCAGAAGAAACAGACCUGGCAGAAGGCAUUUCUACUUCGUCCUUAAAAGUUAUUCCAGAGAACUUGAAAGGUUCUGCGAUGAUCACCACCUUUGAAAACUUCACUAGAGAACUGAAAAGAAAAUACGAGCUUAGGUACAGAAGGAGCCCACUUUAUUCAGAAACUGCAAAGCAAGCACCAGAUUGCCUAAUAAAACUUUUAAACCAGAUACAUCUGUGCAAACUGAAUAAACUAGAACAGUUUCACACUUUCGUUCUUCAAGAGCUGAGCAAUCUUGAGGAGGAUAUUGGGGGUCUGCAGCGCCUUGAAGAGGAUGUUCUGGAAUUUUGGGGGAAACAGUCUGAUGAUCUGAGAUCAUUCUGUGAACUGCAACUGCUGAGUCUGAGCCACGGGAAGGAGAUAAAUCUACCUCAGGCCACAGCAGCGGUGCCUUAAUGCUCUGUGCUCAUUCACUCCAAACGGAA
Messenger RNA from Balaenoptera musculus (blue whale), 2622 nucleotides. RefSeq names its product synaptonemal complex protein 2 like (gene SYCP2L). The transcript is spliced from 30 exons. The record is from RefSeq and is a predicted model, not a curated record. NCBI's taxonomy places the organism in Eukaryota, Metazoa, Chordata, Mammalia, Artiodactyla, Balaenopteridae. The coding region runs from base 116 to 2593 and encodes 825 amino acids.